Messenger RNA from Drosophila bipectinata, 1522 nucleotides. RefSeq lists its product as uncharacterized. The record is from RefSeq and is a predicted model, not a curated record. Lineage: Eukaryota; Metazoa; Arthropoda; Insecta; Diptera; Drosophilidae.
GUAUUUUCGCGAAAACGCCCACCAGUAACACUUUUAUUAUUAUUAUAAAACCCUAGGUUUGCAGCCGUCCAAACGGCGAUCCAGUGGUCCUCCGGAAUGGCCAUGUUGACGCGGUUGACCAGCAGUGGCACCACCACGGUGACCCCCGGAUCGCCAAAGGGGUUGCAGCGGUUCCAGAACUACCUGGCCGCGUUCCUCUGGCCUGGGACACAGCGUCAGCGAAGGAAGUCGACCCAGUUGGACGCCAUCGACUGUUUCACCAACGACCUAGUGACCAGGAAGACGCAAAAGUGGGAGGAGUUACGUGACAGUCUGAUGAAGCGACCGACUGCUACCCAGGAGACAGACGCCAACAGCAAUGUCGCACUUGGAACGGGGAAAACGGGCACCACCAGCACCAGUUUCAGCCAGAAUGUGGGCCUGAUGUCCAAGGGAAUGAUGAAUGACCUCAAGGCCCUGCGAUCACCUCAACUUGGCUUAGAUAUUAGAUCGCUAUCGCAGCCGCAGCUGGAUAACCUCUUGAUGGCUACACUGGAAAUCAAAAACAAGCUGGACUUUCUCUACCUGAUCCGUCAGUGCAUCCGCUGCAACUUACUUCCCUCCAACGAGGUGUUCGUUUCCUGUUUAAAGUACCUCAGUGCCCAGCGCAAGCUUCAACAGAUUGAGGCGCUGGCGGAGACAUGCCGCCAACUGGAGCACCCCUUCUCGCAGACCUACGCCGAUUUGGCUCCUUUUCGUGCUAUCGCUCUCUGGAACAACGGGAACGCAGAUGUGGCUCUGAUGACCCUACAUCGCGGCUAUGGUGUCAGCAUGAACACUGAGGAGGGACGAAAAAUGGCGCGAACAGCGUUCCGUACCAUUUCGGAGGAAACGUUGGCCCAGAAGAGCGAGGCAGUUCUGGUGUCACUUCUGGAGGUGGCCCGUGCCAUUCACCGCGAACACAAGGACAUUUUCGUAGUGGCCUGUGUUUGGAAACAAUGCUUUGUCAGCGAUUGGUUCUGUGACCAAAAAUCAGCGGGGGAACUCUUCGAGCACUACAAAGAUCUACAGGAACUCGUGGAAAGGAGAGCCGGUCCCUUAUGUACUUCAUUCUUGGGUCGCAACAAUGUAGAUGCAGUGCAUCGCCUGAUCGAGGUAUUCUUGCAGCACAAGCAGCGCUCCGCCUGCUCUAGCUGUCUCAGCCUGCUCUUUAACUAUCAAUAUAUGCGUAAGGACUUGCGUGCCUGCGCAGAGAUUGUAAAAUCAUGCAGCGAGCUGGAGAUGCCAUUAAACGAAUUGCAAAACGAGCAGUUCCUUAGCUUGUUCCUCGACCAGAGCGAUCCGUUGGAAUCCAACGGAGGCUCAGGAGCAAUCAGCAAGUACAAGGCCCCCAAGUCCUUCCAGUACAAGUUCUAGUUCCCGUUCGUGUUCCCCACUGUUUGGGUCAUUGUCACCGUAGUGUUAGCACAACCAGUUGCACCAUUAAGCAAUAUGCAUACCAACCAAAAAAAAUAAAUAAUAAAGUAGCGUCACUUCAAUAAAA